AUGUCGACCAACUCUGGAAACAGCGGAGUCAAAAAUCUGCGGGCAAUGUUCGAGAACAAAGCCAGCGAUCAGUCCACAUCUCCCCCCAGUCGAGGCCGCUCUCCAAACCCCUCCGAAAUAUCCAACAACAGCAGACCUGUCAGUAAAGUCCGUGCAAGCUUCGUUGCCGUUGAAAGACCCAGUGAGAACGGAGGCGCACCCCUGAUAGGCCUCAGAAGGGCCAGCGAAGUGAGCAGUAUGGGGGAGAUUAAAGAGACCGCUAUUGAGGAUACAGAGAGCAUGAAGUCGUCAACGCCAGCUGUCACUACGAAAAAGGGCGAGCCAACGUCAGAUCCACAAUUGGCACCCUCUGCAAACGACGGGACGGAUGAAGGUGGACUAGGUGCCAUUUUGAAGGGAUCUGCUUUUGUCGAGCAUACCCCUUCCAAGCUGGCUCCGGAAGCAAAAAAUCUCACUGAAGCAAUUGCAUCUGGUCGAAUACAAGACAAAAUCCCUCGAUCCCCAUCAAAGCCGAAGGAUGAGUCAAAUGCGGCAGAAAUGGUCAAGAAAAUGCAGGCGACAGAAGGAACCAAUCCUGGGCCACCUCCGACCACUACCCUCCAAACCACCAAGGAUGCAGAACUAGUCAAGCCGCCACCUACGAGACAGCAGGUUAAUACCAAGCCUAUCCCUAGAUCCCCCACAGUGACAAGGCCUUCCCCUCGAACCCCAACUUCGCCAAAGCUCCAUCUCAGAGGAGGACCUGCGAAAAUCAAGGGUGUGAUGGAAUCGGCAAAAGAAGCACAAAGGGCAAGAGAAGCAGCAAGAUUGAAUGCCGAGAAGACAGAAAAGACGCGCGCCUCGGCGCCGACGAAAGACACAAGUGCAAGACCGAGAGCUGCCCCAGAAAGCAUCAAGAAGGAGCAAACCCCUGCAACUCCAAAAGCUACCAGAUCUCCCACUGCAGUCAAACCGAAACCCCCUACAGUACCUGGGAAACUCCCAGCCGCGGCCACUGCCACUACAGCUUCAACGGCUGCCAAGCACGAUACGCAGCAUUCACCAACCGAACCUGAGCGCAAAUCCGUGAAGAAAACAACCACUACAUCGUCAACACGACAGCCUCGGGCUAGUAGCUCAGCCAGCACGUUUUCGUUGGCGAAGAAGGCAUCCCGUACGUCACUGACCAACGGCCACGAUAGACCGAAGUCUCGAGUGAGCACGGCCAAACCAGAUGAAAGUUUCCUGGCCAGAAUGAUGAGGCCCACGGCAAGCAGUGCACAAAAGGUCCACGAAAAGGUGCAUGUCAGUAGUCCACCUAAACACAAGUCGGUGGCUCCAAACAAAGUCAGACAACCUAGUAAGGAGAAGACGCAGCCGCAAACACAUGUUGAAACACCUAUGACGGCCGAAGAGAACAAGGAAAAUUACUCCGACAUUGAUGCGAAUACUCUACCAGAUGUAGCACACCCUUCACCGCUGGAAGUUGUCAAGGAGGAUCCGAUGAAUGGCCAUGCCGAAGAGGAGCCGCCUGCUCCUGAGCCGAUGGUACCGGCACAGAAGGUCAGUGGUGAAGCUGACGAGCUGGAUUAA
Molecule: messenger RNA, 1572 nt
Organism: Fonsecaea multimorphosa CBS 102226
Lineage: Eukaryota; Fungi; Ascomycota; Eurotiomycetes; Chaetothyriales; Herpotrichiellaceae
Exons: 1
Coding region: 1-1572 (523 amino acids)
Source: RefSeq, a predicted model, not a curated record